Messenger RNA from Penicillium cataractarum, 369 nucleotides. RefSeq lists its product as uncharacterized. The record is from RefSeq and is a predicted model, not a curated record. NCBI's taxonomy places the organism in Eukaryota, Fungi, Ascomycota, Eurotiomycetes, Eurotiales, Aspergillaceae. The coding region runs from base 1 to 369 and encodes 122 amino acids. The transcript has a single exon.
AUGCAAGGCUCCGUCCAGCACCUAGCCGGUGCAUUCGGCCAUGACACUGUUGAGGACAUUUACAGAAUCAUACAGACAGAGCCCACGCCCGCAAUAGAAGUCCUUACUGAAUACCUGUUGUUACGGGACAACAAGUAUGGCUCGCGGCAGACUUCGGAAGAUCCCUCGGCACCACAAUUGAAGGAGGAGGCGAUCUACGGGUGGAUCAAAAAGCUAGAAUUCCUCAAACUGCUGAAGAAUGACGAAGACCCCACGCUCUCAACUCCCGUCAACCCGUCCUCGCCUCGAACGCGCGAAUUUCAUCACAAUGUGGUACGCGGUUGCAUUGAUGAAGUGCAACCCAGAGAUGUACCCCGCCGGAUUGGAUGA